AUUACAUUCACAUUGGCAAAUGUGUUCCUCUUUGAUUAUAUUCGUUAUCAGAGUUUUAGUGCAUUGCUUCUUUGGCUAUUUAUAAAACAGCAUUUCAAAUAAUUUAGUGAUGUAUGAGCCAGUUUCUCAAACCAAUUAUCUUGUAAUUUUGAGCUCCCUGUGAAACAGCUGUUCAGUGCGACUAGCUGAAAUAAAUAAUCAGCAGCUGUUUUAUGACACGUUUUUCCAAAACAAACCAACAACCAACAACCAACCAACUUAAAUAAGGUGAUGGGUUCCGAGGUGGAGGCAAAAAAGCCCAAAAUAAGUGAAAAUGUUGGUGAAAGUACAACAAAUUGUGCCCAUUGGGUGUACCGCAAGAAGCGCUUUUGUAAAAUGACAGUAAAGACAGGACAAAAGUAUUGUGGAGAACAUCAACCGGCUGCUGAAUUGAUAUCAGCGGAAGAUGAAAUUGCGAGCGAAGUCAAUUUUCGUAUUCCGUGCCCGUUGGACCCCAAGCACACAGUAUUUAAGAAGAAACUACAAAAACAUCUCAAAAUAUGUAAUGCACGCGAAAAGGGUGAUUGUCCGGCGUAUAUAGAAAAGGGUAUAAAUGUAGGGGAAGAAGCCGCUGAUUCACCAGGUUAUAGUAAACUGAAAUUACACGAAUUACCUGAUGUAGAAUUCUACACUAUAGUGGAACGUGUUAAAGAGCUUUAUGCACAAUUUGUGGAAAACAACAUAGAUUCACUAAAUGUCCAGCACAAACUACUGGACGCAGAAUUGGCAAAUACUUCAUUCGGACCCGAAGCCAGAAAGCACCUACUGCAGGCAGCUGCGCUUCUUGGCAUACUUGACAAUGACAACCAACUACAAGACAGCACCAGUUAUGUAGAAUAUGGUGCAGGUAAAGGGCAAUUGGCCUAUUAUCUCGCUCAAUUACUCGAAACAAUACCAGGUUCACAAGUAGUACUGAUUGACCGAAUGUCCUUGCGUCAUAAAAAAGAUAAUAAGAUUGAAGAUCGAUCUCUGGUACAACGUAUACGUGUUGAUAUUAGCGAUUUUCGUAUGAGCGGACUGGAAUUGCUACAGCGCACAAAACGUUGCGUUGCGGUAUCUAAGCAUUUAUGUGGCGCAGCUACCGAUUUAACAUUACGUUGCAUUACACAGCCGACCGGUGCGAAUUCAACGGUCAGUGCGCCUAGCACAGAAUACGUGCUAAUAGCGUUAUGUUGUCAUCAUCGCUGUGACUGGCAAGCUUAUGUUGGAAAAGGCUUUUUCCAAGAGCACGGAUUGUUAAGUCGUGACUUUGCUGUGAUAAGUAAAAUGGCUAGUUGGGCUAUAUGUGGUACUGGCAUGAGCCGAGAGCGUAGACGCGCGCUUGAAGAACAAGCACAAAUGCCUGAAGAUGUUAUUGAUACCAAUAAAACGCAACGAUUAACUUUGGCUGAGCGCGAGCGCAUUGGUGAUAUGUGCAAACGUAUACUUGACUUUGGGCGUUUGGUGUAUUUGAGGGAGCAUGGAUUUGAGGCGCAUCUUAAAUAUUAUGUUGGACGGGAAGUGACGCUUGAAAAUGUGUGUCUAAUUGCCAGAAAGACUGAUGCAUCUAAGCCGCCUGAAAAUGAACAUGGAAAAUUCUAAUCCUGAAUUAUGGAUUUAAGUGACUUUUGUUAGUUGUAUUUUUUAAUAUACUAUUAGAUUUGCACAUAUCUAGAGAAAUCUCUAUAUGAUGAUUGCAAUGUAGGCGACCAACUUUAUCACAUGCCUGAAAGUAUGCAAUAGUUUUUAUAAUUUACGGAAUACAAGCGACAUUGCCACGGCUAAAUCUUUUAAGCACAAACACUAUUUCGCAAAUUACAGACUCAAGCUGUAUAUUAAACAAAA
Ceratitis capitata (Mediterranean fruit fly) is the source of this 1863-nucleotide messenger RNA. RefSeq names its product tRNA:m(4)X modification enzyme TRM13 homolog. The transcript has 2 exons. NCBI's taxonomy places the organism in Eukaryota, Metazoa, Arthropoda, Insecta, Diptera, Tephritidae. Bases 271 to 1620 code for a protein of 449 amino acids. The record is from RefSeq and is a predicted model, not a curated record. Gene Ontology annotation, biological process: tRNA methylation.